Molecule: messenger RNA, 1906 nt
Organism: Glycine soja
Lineage: Eukaryota; Viridiplantae; Streptophyta; Magnoliopsida; Fabales; Fabaceae
Product: alpha-farnesene synthase-like
Exons: 7
Coding region: 70-1776 (568 amino acids)
Biological process (GO): diterpenoid biosynthetic process
Molecular function (GO): terpene synthase activity; magnesium ion binding
Source: RefSeq, a predicted model, not a curated record
UGAGCUUUAAUUUGGUUAGAAGAAUAACAAAAUAACAAAUAUCAAAAGGUUUGCAGCUAGGCAGGAACAAUGAAUCACUCAUACGCGAAUCAAUCGGCUCAAGAAGUUAAUAUAGUUACAGAGGACACAAGAAGAUCUGCAAAUUAUAAACCCAACAUUUGGAAAUACGAUUUUCUGCAGUCACUUGACAGUAAAUAUGAUGAGGAAGAAUUUGUUAUGCAGUUGAACAAGCGGGUGACGGAAGUAAAGGGUCUUUUUGUUCAAGAGGCAAGCGUUUUGCAAAAACUAGAGUUGGCUGAUUGGAUCCAAAAGCUAGGCCUUGCCAACUACUUUCAAAAGGAUAUCAACGAGUUUCUCGAAUCUAUACUUGUCUAUGUCAAAAACAGCAACAUUAAUCCUAGUAUAGAACAUAGUUUACAAGUAUCUGCACUAUGCUUCAGGCUUUUAAGACAACAUGGAUAUCCAGUUUUGCCUGAUACUUUAAGCAACUUUUUAGAUGAAAAAGGUAAAGUGAUAAGGAAAAGCUCAUAUGUUUGCUAUGGUAAAGAUGUUGUGGAGCUUCUUGAGGCCUCACAUUUGAGCUUAGAAGGAGAGAAGAUCUUGGAUGAGGCCAAAAAUUGUGCCAUAAAUUCUCUCAAGUUUGGUUUCUCUCCCAGUUCCAUCAACAUCAACCGACCCUCCAAUCUGGUUGUUGAAAAAAUGGUCCAUGCCUUGGAGCUUCCAUCCCAUUGGAGAGUACAGUGGUUUGAGGUCAAAUGGCACGUGGAGCAAUACAAACAGGAGAAAAAUGUGGAUCCAAUUUUACUUGAAUUGACUAAAUUAAAUUUCAAUAUGAUUCAGGCCAAACUUCAAAUCGAGGUCAAGGAUUUAUCCAGGUGGUGGGAGAAUCUUGGCAUAAAAAAAGAGUUGAGCUUUGCAAGGAAUAGGUUGGUUGAAAGCUUCAUGUGUGCAGCAGGAGUUGCUUCUGAGCCAAAGUAUAAAGCCGUCAGAAAAUGGCUCACUAAAGUUAUUAUUUUUGUACUAAUAAUCGAUGAUGUUUAUGACAUACACGCCUCAUUUGAAGAGUUGAAGCCGUUCACAUUGGCAUUUGAGAGAUGGGACGACAAAGAACUUGAAGAACUUCCACAAUACAUGAAAAUUUGCGUCCACGCACUUAAAGAUGUCACAAAUGAAAUUGCUUAUGAAAUUGGUGGAGAAAAUAACUUUCACUCGGUGUUACCUUAUCUAAAGAAAGCGUGGAUAGACUUUUGCAAAGCAUUAUACGUGGAAGCAAAGUGGUACAACAAGGGAUACAUUCCAUCGUUGGAAGAGUAUUUAAGCAAUGCUUGGAUUUCAUCUUCGGGACCAGUGAUUCUUCUCCUUUCAUAUUUUGCUACAAUGAAUCAAGCAAUGGAUAUAGACGAUUUUCUACACACAUAUGAAGAUUUGGUCUACAAUGUAUCUCUCAUAAUUAGAUUGUGCAAUGAUUUAGGGACCACAGCGGCUGAAAGAGAAAAGGGUGAUGUUGCUUCGUCGAUCCUAUGCUACAUGAAUCAAAAGGAUGUUUCAGAGGAAAAAGCAAGAAAGCACAUCCAAGACAUGAUACACAAAGCAUGGAAAAAGAUAAAUGGACAUUAUUGCUCCAAUAGAGUUGCUUCAGUGGAGCCAUUUCUUACUCAAGCUAUAAAUGCAGCUCGUGUGGCCCAUACCCUUUAUCAAAAUGGCGAUGGCUUUGGUAUCCAAGACCGAGAUAUCAAGAAACAUAUCUUAUCACUGGUUGUUGAACCCCUUAGAUAGAAGUAUAUGUUAUGACAACAAAUAAUAAUUUCCCUUUCGUCCGAGUGAAAUUGCAUGAUAAAUAUGUAGAAUAAAAACAAUCGUUUCACAUUCAAAUAAAUGAGAAGUGACAUAUUGUUUUAAGGUUUUA